Molecule: messenger RNA, 1278 nt
Organism: Malus domestica (apple)
Lineage: Eukaryota; Viridiplantae; Streptophyta; Magnoliopsida; Rosales; Rosaceae
Product: soluble inorganic pyrophosphatase 1-like
Biological process (GO): phosphate-containing compound metabolic process
Cellular component (GO): cytoplasm; cytosol
Molecular function (GO): inorganic diphosphate phosphatase activity; magnesium ion binding
Source: RefSeq, a predicted model, not a curated record
UCCCACAUAAUAUAUAAAUAUUUUAUGUUCAUCCAAUCACUCCAGCCUUAUAAGUACAUUUGCUCUUCAAUCCUCUUUUUCUUAGUUUCAAGUUUCUGCAUCAACAAACACCAAGAUUCCCCAACUGCCCUUUUUGCACUUUCAAGAGAUGUCUGAAGGAGAAGAACCUAAAACUCAAAAAGCUCCCAAAUUGAAUGAGAGGAUCCUUUCAUCUCUGUCAAGAAGAUCAGUUGCUGCACAUCCUUGGCAUGAUCUUGAAAUUGGACCUAGUGCACCCGAUAUUUUCAACGUUGUUAUCGAGAUAACAAAGGGAAGCAAAGUCAAAUAUGAACUUGACAAGAAGACAGGAAUGAUUAAGGUUGAUCGGAUUUUAUACUCGUCGGUGGUGUAUCCUCACAAUUACGGCUUCAUCCCUCGCACCUUGUGUGAAGACAAUGAUCCACUGGAUGUUUUAGUCCUCAUGCAGGAACCUGUGCUUCCGGGUUGCUUUCUGCGAGCCAGAGCCAUUGGAGUGAUGCCCAUGAUUGAUCAGGGAGAGAAGGAUGAUAAGAUCAUCGCAGUCUGCGCCGAUGAUCCAGAGUACACACAUUACACUGCACUCGAUGACCUCCCCCCUCAUCGCCUUUCUGAGAUUCGUCGCUUCUUUGAAGACUACAAGAAGAAUGAGAACAAAGAGGUUGCAGUAAACGCCUUCUUGCCCGCUAGCACUGCUCUUGAAGCUAUCCAGUACUCAAUGGAUCUUUAUGCUGAGUACAUAAUGCACACCUUAAGGCGGUAAACAUACAAACCACUAAUUACAAAUAAGUCAUUUUUAUCAAUGGCAGAAGGAAGAUUUCAUGCAGAACUUCCCCAGUUUUACUAUUUCUGUUCUGGAUUCGAUUGGUGAUUGUUUGGUUGAUUAGUAAAGUUAAGAGGAAGUCACUGGAGAAUGUUGUUUCCCUUUCCAUUACGUGCGGUUUCACCGUUUGACAGCGGUAUCAUCUUCUGGUUCGGAUCUUCUUGCUUCAGUGGUAGAGCAUCUCGCCCCUGCAUUCACGACAAGAUUCUGACUCUUGCUCUUGGCGUCCUUGGACUUUAAAACGGAAAAGAUUACCUAUCUUCAAAAAUUCUUCGAAUUAGAAUGUCUAAACAAUUAUAACGAAUUUCCUUCAUUAAUUUGCUUAUUUAGUUUUAUCCAGCUGGAAUGGAGGAUGUGUUCCAAUCCUAAAUUAAAAUGAUGAUUUAUUUUCAAUUUGGACAUUGAGAGAGGCAGUACAACUUUCAUGAAAAUUCACUUCA